GGGGAAACCCAAGGCAAGGCCUAGGCCAAGGCAAGGAGAGAAAGAAAGAGAGAAGGGGUCUUCACUCUCUCUUCACUUCACUCUCUCUCUCUUCUCUUCUCUCUCUCCUUUUUUCUCCUUCUCUCUGCUUGGGGCUGAGCUCCCCACACCUUGCACGCCUUUACGCUCACAUAUUCAAUUCAAUCCGCCCCCAAAGUCCUCGCCUUUACUCCUUUUUCUCCCUUUUGCCCUUUUCUUGGUCGCUCCCCCUCUCCCUUCACCGCCCUCCCCCCCAGCAUUUUUUCUUUUCCUUCACACCUCCCCCCUUGUCUCGCUUUUAGAUUUGAGAAAUCUAGGGUUUCGGUUUUUAGAUGGUAUCUGCGGGCUCCGCGAGGAGUCGGGGUGCUCUGGCUUGUUGCUCGCUCGCGUGUUGGCACAUUUCGUCUCGAAAAGGUUCCGCCUUUGUGUCUCUGGCGGCGGAAAGAUGGAGUUUUUCUGCUAAAUCUGUUGUUUAGGUUUCGUGGGUCGAGGUUGGAUUCUCGUUUUGAGCUGGAAAUCGCGCAUUGCAUCGUUAGGGCUGCCGUUAGACCUUGUGUUGCUGGGUUUUGUUUUUGGGAGAUUGCUGAUAGAGCUUGGAUUUUCUCGGUCUCUGGUUGUCAAUUUCUCUCUUUUCACCGGUGAGGUUCUUGUACUUAAAUUUUUUUUCUAAGCUUUUGCUGGUCAGAGAUUCACUGUCUUGUAGAACCCUUGAACGUGUGAUCUUGACUUGAGCUUAGUGAAAUUAGGUGUCGAUUUGUGCGCAUUCUGCUGUCGUUCCUAGUUUGCUUCUUUUUAAGUUGAUAGGAGGUGAAGACACUAGCUUUAGAUAUUGUAAAUGCAUGGAUGGGAGAGAAGCCAUGGCUAUGUCUGGUGGGUCAGCUCAAUAUUUCAUACACAGAGGAGUGGCAUUAAGUGGAGCAGAAGGCAGUGGGUUGAAUGCCCCACCGGUUUUUAGACAAUUGGCGAAUCCUCAUGUUCAGGCUCAGUCCAAUGUCCGGUCCAGCUUAGGCGGACCGGUAUAUUCAGCCGAACAAUCCAAUGCCAAUUUCUCUCAUGGCAUUAAUAUGGGGAUGUCCUCCGCAAUGCCAUCGAGUGAGCCGGUAAAGAAAAAGAGAGGGAGGCCCCGGAAAUACGGGCCUGACGGGAAGGUUCCUUUGGGGCUUUUGCCUCUGUCUGCUACGCCUUCGAAUGCUUCUUCUGGGUCAAAUACGGAUUCUCAGAAACGGGCCCGGGGAAGGCCGCCUGGAAGUGGGCGAAAGCAACGCUUAGCAGCAACUGGUGAAUGGAUGAACAGUUCAGCUGGAAUUGCUUUUGCCCCACAUGUGAUCACCGUAGGACCAGGGGAGGAUGUUGCUGCUAAGGUAUUAACUUUCGCCCAGCAAAGGCCAAGAGCUGUAUGCGUAUUAUCAGGGAGUGGUACAGUUUCAGCUGUAACUCUACGGCUGCCUGCGUCUUCUGGUGAAACUAUCACAUUUGAGGGUCGCUUUGAGAUAUUAUGUUUGUCGGGAUCUUAUUUAGUUGCUGAAGAUGGUGGUCCUCGCAACCGCACUGGUGGAGUAAGUGUUUCACUUUCAAGUCCUGAUGGGCAUGUUGUUGGUGGCAGUGUUGCGAUGCUUGUUGCGGCAAGCCUGGUUCAGGUUGUGGUGUGCAGUUUUGUAUACGGUAAUACUAAGCCAAAGAACAAAGAGGUGGCUGCUCAUGCAGUUGAUGAGGACACUAAACCCAAGGUUGCUGAUAAUAAAGCUAUUGUCCCAAGCAAUGCUCCUUCACAAAGCUACACUCCAUCCCCAGUAGGCAUUUGGCCCGGAUCACGACAGCUUGAUUUGAAGAGCCUCCAAACCGGUAUUGACUUGACCCGUGGUUGACGAAUUGACUCUUUGCUGCAACAGACACAUAUCAGGUUUUGUAUAUAUGUGUUGUUGUAUAUUGAACCAAAAUUUCUAGAGCAUAGGAUGUAGAAUUUGCCUUGAUAUUAAGUUGGAGGCUGAUGGAUUAUUGCUAACUUAUUCUAGUGACGAGGUCCAUUUUCAUGUCAAGGAGCUAUGUUGUGUCUUUGAGCGUAGAGUUUUUCUUGUUUAAAAUGCUAAUCCGCAUCAAUGUUUCUUUUGGUAAACUCUUCCCA
Eucalyptus grandis is the source of this 2140-nucleotide messenger RNA. Its product is annotated as AT-hook motif nuclear-localized protein 5. The record is from RefSeq and is a predicted model, not a curated record. The transcript is spliced from 5 exons. Gene Ontology annotation, molecular function: minor groove of adenine-thymine-rich DNA binding. The coding region runs from base 858 to 1883 and encodes 341 amino acids. NCBI's taxonomy places the organism in Eukaryota, Viridiplantae, Streptophyta, Magnoliopsida, Myrtales, Myrtaceae.